AUGCGCGAGUUGUACGAAAUUGAACGCGAAAAACACCCAUUUGAGGGAGACGGCUUUCGGAAUGAUCACGAUCUGAAAGGACCGGAUACGAUCGAGUCCAGGUAUUCCGGUCACCUGCUCAUUCUCGAUCUGGCCGCCGAGGCAUGGCCCGGGGAUCGGAUGGGUUCACAACGGGUUGCAAAGUUGGUGAGAGUGUUCGGGGUUAACGGAUACGGCAUCGGCCUCUGGGCCUGGGAAGGCUCGGGCGAGAUGCCGAUACUGGAGCUUGGCCUGGCUGGCGGACCGUGGAUGUUUUUGGAGGGAAGGCAGCCAGUGAGAGCAGAUGGGUUAGGGGUGUGUCUCGGCUUUGAGUCGAACGAGCGAUCUUUGAGCUGUUGGGACGCCGAGUCGGUUUUAGCUCCCAACGGUCGAACUGAGACGAGUGGCCCAGGGCUCGGCGUAUUCCGAAUUGCUACUCGAAGGUGGCCCCUGUCCGUCCUCCCCAGCCCUUGCCGUGCUCAAGCCGGGGCGCCUCAGGAUUCUGGAAGCAGAGGCCAGCGAUCAUCACGAUUCUGCUGA
Molecule: messenger RNA, 558 nt
Organism: Uncinocarpus reesii 1704
Lineage: Eukaryota; Fungi; Ascomycota; Eurotiomycetes; Onygenales; Onygenaceae
Exons: 4
Coding region: 1-558 (185 amino acids)
Source: RefSeq, a predicted model, not a curated record